Molecule: messenger RNA, 1263 nt
Organism: Scutellospora calospora
Lineage: Eukaryota; Fungi; Glomeromycota; Glomeromycetes; Diversisporales; Gigasporaceae
Source: the annotation of a GenBank genome assembly
AUGCAUCUUAUCGAGACAACAGUUACUACAGUUACCACUAACAAUCAUAUCUUUUCGAAACAACACUGCCAAGUACUCCAAAAUAAACGACAAACUAUAGAAAAUAGUAUAAAUAUAUCAACCUGUGAACCCAAUGAAACUCGUAUGGAAAAUCUCGAUAAUAAUUCUGUUAAGAAACUUUCAGAGGUUACAAAUUCUCAAGACGGUUAUGUGCUAGUGACUGGUGGUGCUGGUUACAUUGGCAGUCAUACUGUUUUAGAACUUUUAUUAAAUGGUUAUAAUGUCGUUGUUAUCGAUAAUUUGUCUAAUUCAUGUGAAGAAUCAUUAAUUCGAGUUCAAAAGCUCGCAAGGCGACCAUUAAAAUUUCAUCAUGCUGAUAUUUUGGAUGAAAAGACAUUAAUACCUGUAUUUGAGAAAUAUAAUAUUUGUGCUGUUUUACAUUUUGCUGCUCUUAAAGCUGUUGGUGAAUCAACAAAAAUUCCUCUCAAUUAUUACUGGAAUAAUGUAACAGGUUCUUUGAACUUAUUUAAAAUAAUGGAACGAUUUGGCGUUUAUAAUAUAGUAUUCUCUAGCAGUGCUACUGUAUAUGGUCAACCGGAUACAAUUCCAGUAAAUGAGAAAUGUAGUUUAGGCCCAGUUACAAAUCCAUAUGGAAAAACGAAAUUAUUUAUAGAAGAAGCCAUACGAGAUAUGUGCACAGCAAAUGACAAGUGGAAUGCCGUACUUUUAAGAUAUUUCAAUCCUACAGGUGCUCAUCCAUCUGGUGUUAUUGGAGAAAACCCUCGUGGUAUUCCAAAUAAUCUAAUGCCUUAUGUCAGUCAAGUUGUUCAAGGCCGUUUACCUUUUGUUAAUAUUUUUGGUGGCGAUUAUGAAACAGUUGAUGGUACAGGAAUAAGAGAUUACAUUCAUGUUUGUGACCUGGCAACGGGCCAUGUUGCAGCACUUCGAAAGUUAAAAACAAAGCCUGGUUGUGUAGCUUAUAAUCUUGGUACAGGUGUUGGAUAUUCUGUCAUAGAAAUAAUUCAGGCCAUGUCAAGAGCGUGCGGUAAAAAGAUCCCUUACAAAAUCUCUAAAAGACGUCCUGGUGAUAUUUCAGUUAUAACAGCAGAUGCAAGUCUGGCAAAUAUUGAAUUAGGUUGGUACCCAAAGUAUAACCUAGAUCAAAUGUGUCAAGACCUUUGGCGCUGGAUUGAUUCCAAUCCAUUAGGAUAUCCAGAGCCAUCCAACGAAUCAAAACAAAACUUUCUAAAAAUGUCAUCUUGA